AUGGCAGAUACUGUCGACUGGGAAAGAUUUAUAGAUUUUUACCUAGCUUCCCAUAUUUGCCCAACUGUCAGUGUUGAUAUCUUUCUUCCAGUGGAUUCAGAUGAGGCGCUGCACCUGGUGGCAACAUCUUACUACCGGUCAGGGAAACCAGGUAGAGCAUACUCUGUCCUCCACACCCAUGGCACACGCACACCGCAGCUCAGGUUUCUUAUGGCCAGAUGUUGUUACGAUCUUGGGAAGUUGGAGGAGGCAGAGACAGUCCUGACGGGUGGGAGUGUUCUUCAUCCCAAGACUGUGGAUGAACUAGCGAAUGAGUAUGGAGACCUAGCUUGCUUUGCCCUGCAACUCUUGGGACUCAUAUGCGCUAGAACAGAAAGACUUUUAAGAGCAGCAGAUGCUUUCAAGAGAUCAUUGAAGCUCAAUCCAUUUUUAUGGCAGUCAUUUGUUGCACUCUGUGAUCAGGGGGACAAAAUUGAUCCCUCGAAAGUUUUCAGGUUGGACUUGUUAGAAACUUUUUCAAAUUGUCAUGGUAACACGGUGCUAACUUUAGUUAACAGUGCCAAUCCUGCAAACAAUGUCAGUGUCAACUCAGACUCAGGAGUCACCAAUAAUACGUUAAAUAGUGUAUCAGUGAAUACCCCCUCUGAUGGUGUUCAGCAGACUCACAUUCCAACUCCUGUUCAGAACACUCCCAAUAAUUUAUUACCCAUUAUUAAUACACCAGUACAGAGCCUAAGUAACAUGAGUACUCCAGUACCCAUCUCGUCUCAGAAUACUCCUGUGGCUGUAAUGGUCACACCUGUGCAGGAUAGAGGUGGUGGCGACACUGGUGAUGGAGUCUUUCAGGCCCCUAAAAAGAAAAAGUUUGUAAGAAUUAAGAGCAUGUUGGGAGGACCAUGGUCAGUGAGCCCCAUGACCCCCAGCUUUGGGGUACUACCUCUGGAUGUUACCAGCCCUGUUGGUGACAAUGAGCAGUCACCUCUAAACAGUUCUGUGGCCUUCCUUACGCCUUCACCACUCACCCUUUCCCAGCUAGACACUGAACCAAACACCAAAGUUCCUCCACCAAUAAGUAAAAGGAUAUUAUGUAGAACAACAAAAGACUCCCCCCUGGUUUUAAACAAGCCUGCAGUGUUUGCACCAGCUGGGAAUAAUAGCAACUUCCAAAGCCCCCCAACUGGGCAGCCAAACCCCAAUGUUCGCAGAUCAUCUAGACUCUUUGGCAACAGCAAUUCUGUUAAGGAGAACAACAAAAGCCGCUUUGUAGCACCAAAAUCUCCUGCUAGGAAAGCAAAAACUCGAUCCUCCAAAAGUCAGUCCAGCUUGUCAGAGCUAAAUGAGAAGAACAAGAGCGAGAACCAAGACAUAAUUUCGCCGUCAGACAAACCACUUUUAGAGAAGCCAACCACACCUCAGAAUCUUGCACAACAAGCACACACUAUACAGAAACAGUCUGCUGAGGGUUUGAUGGCACUUCUUCGGGAUAUGGGUGCAGCAUAUCAGCAGUUAGCACAAUACAACUGUGCCCGUGCUAUAGAGCUACUUACUGCCCUCCCCACACAACACUACCGCACAGGCUGGGUUUUGUCACACAUUGGCAAGGCACACUUUGAGAUGAACAAUUAUCAACAGGCAGUAAAAUACUUCAGUGAAGUUAGAGAAAGAGAACCACAUCGUUUGGAUAUUAUGGAGUAUUAUAGUACAGCUCUAUGGCACUUGCAGAAAGAAGUCCAGCUAUCAGCGCUUGCUCAGGAUCUGAUAGAGGAAGACAGGGAAUGUCCCCAAGCCUGGUGUACGACUGGGAACUGCUUCUCUCUCCAGAAGGAACAUGAAGCUGCAAUAAGGUUUUUCUCAAGAGCCAUUCAGGUUGAUCCAAACUUUGCAUAUGCCUACACUUUGUUGGGCCAUGAGCACAUAGCAACAGAAGAGUUGGACAAGGCGUUGAGUUGUUACAGAAGUGCUGUCAGAAUAGAUCCACGGCACUACAAUGCAUGGUAUGGUAUUGGUUUAGUACUGUUCAAGCAAGAAAGGUUUGCUCAAGCAGAGUCUCAUUUCAAGAAAGCACUUGGUAUUCACCCGCAUAGUUCUGUUCUCAUGUGCCAUGUGGCUGUGGUGGAGCAUGCUCUUCAGAAGAGUAGUGCAGCACUUGCGACGCUGAACCGUGCACUAGCUGUAGAACCCCGCAAUCCACUUUGUAAAUAUCACAGAGCAUCUAUCUUGCACGCAACAGAUCGCCAUCAAGAAGCCCUCGCAGAGCUAAAUCAGCUUAAGGAGAUAGUUCCUAAAGAGUCUAAUGUCUAUUUCCUUCUGGGGAAGGUGCACAAAAAGUUGGGCCAGACCCACCUCGCAUUAAUGAAUUUCUCAUGGGCCAUGGACCUUGAUCCCAAAGGUGCCAAUAAUCAGUUCAAGGAAGCCAUCGACCCAGCCAUCAACCGUUUCCCAGUGGACGAUGAGGACACCACCAAUAAUAACCCACAUGAUAAUGGUGGGUUCCUAAGCAGUGAAGCCAGCUCUUUGGCCCCAGCAGAAUCAUCCCAGGAAUCACUCAUACUAGAACCACAGCAAUUACCAAACAUGGAGAGUUUAAGUGAUGACAGCUUAUAAUAAUGGCAUUUUUAGGCAUCAGAUAUUCUAUACAAGUUUUGAAGUGUUGUAAAAAGGAUUGAUGAUUUUCGUAUGUUAGAAAGGAUGCUGUAAAGAAAAAAUAUAAAAAUAAUUUUGCCAUUGUAUAUCUGUUAAAAUGAAAAGAAAUACAUAUUAAAAGUAAUAUAGGCAAAAGAUUGGAAUAUUUAUAAGAACUAUAAGCUAAGAACAGUGAAAUAAUCUGCUACAGUUUAGUGCCUGGUUUAUGAGGGUAUCAGAACCAGUAAGAAUUUCAGUAAGCUUGCAGUAGUCAUGUCAUUGGAGGAGGUGUAAUUAGCAUUCAUCAUACAGACUUGUAAAUGUGUGAAAAAAGUUCAGUAUGUUCUUCCAAAUAAAUAUUUUUCUUAGUUGGGUUUCAAGAAACAAAAGAGAUUAAUUUUUAAGGAAAGGUUUUCAUUGGAGACUGUAUGGUUACUCAGAUGUGAAUUCUUCUUUUGUUUCUUUCACUAAAUUUCUUUACUCAAAUAAGACGGAUGGAUGGCUUUCAAGUUUCUGGCCUUUCACUACUAGUCAGCACAAUAUAGGUUUACAGGAGAUGGCAGGUAAAUGAAUCUUAUUAUUCUAAAGACUAGAAUGUACUCAAAGAGAAGUAAUUAUACUCCAGUUGGAGCAAAUUAUGAAAAAGAAAAAAUUGAAAGUCAUUUAGUUUUUAUUUUUAACAAGUUAAAAGGCAAUCUAUGUGAUCUGUACAUUUUCUCGUAUAUCAUUGUAUGAAUGAAUUCAAUUUUUUCUGUAUUUAUUUGUUUGACAUAAUAUCAAAUAAUUAAAAGAUUUUUUAUUCAUAAAAGAUUUUUUUCUUAUUUAUCUUUAUUUCUAGGAGAGAAACAUAUUUUGUAGUAGCUGUAAUUAUGUUGUAAUCUAUUGCAUUCAUAUAUUUUUAUUCUUACUGAUUGACACAAAAUACUUAAUCCAUAAAUUUUUGGAAAGUCUUCAAGCAUUAAUGCAUUUCUAUCUACCUAGUCUCUUUAAAGAUAUGAUGUGAGUUAGAAUGGCAAAAAUUUGUGAGGCAAUAUGCACAUUCUGUAUUAGAUUGCAUUUAAUUGGAAUAUAUCAAGAGUAAGCUUACUACAAAAGAAAGUUGAAUGUGACCAGUGAUAUACAAACCAAAUGAGAAGAGAAUCCUACACAUGUAUACAUAUAGAAGUUGAUCUCAUCUUAUAAUAUAUGAUCAUCGAACUGUAGGAAAUGAAUUGGCUAAUGCCAGCAAAAGAAGUUCAGGAUUGCAAACCUCACCAGAAGUAAGGUUAUAUUCACUAUUUAAAUUGUUUUGUUGCUGGCAGUUUGACAUUAAAUAUCCUCUGGGA
This is a messenger RNA of Penaeus vannamei (Pacific white shrimp), 3947 nucleotides long. NCBI's taxonomy places the organism in Eukaryota, Metazoa, Arthropoda, Malacostraca, Decapoda, Penaeidae. The record is from RefSeq and is a predicted model, not a curated record.